AUGACAACUGCCCCGAACGAGAAAUCUCCGCUGCUGAAGGAGCACUCCGCGGCCUCACUGGAGGACCCGCAAUCUAUGCAAGGCGCCACGAUCUGGGAGCUGCGCGUACUGCUCAUCCCCUAUUUCUGGCCGAAGACAUGGGGGUUGCGUCUUCGUGUGCUUGUCUCGUUCUCCUUCAUGUUCCUGUCACGAGGGUCGCGCAUUCUGGCGCCGUUGUUCCUGAAGGAGGCAACGAACGCAAUCUCGGAGAGUCAAUUCACUCGUGUCCCGACAUUCGCAAUCGCAAUGUAUUGCCUCACGCUGUUUGGAUUCGCCGCUGCGAAACAAUUGCAGACGUAUCUCUAUAUGGUGGUGAAGCAGCACGCGUACCAGGAUGUUGCCGCUAAGUUGUUCGGACAUUUGCACAGUCUUUCAAUGAACUACCACCUCACUAAAAAGACUGGCAAAGUACUGCGCUGUCUGGACCGAGGCUCUACGAGCACGGACAACAUUGUCAACGUCAUUUUCUUCCGACUGCUUCCCACUUUUAUUGAGCUUGUGGUCGUAUCCAUCGUCUUCAUUUUCUCGUUCAAGGAGAAGAUUUUGUCCGUCGUGACGAUCAUUGGAGUGGUGCUCUACGUUAUCAUCACUGCCAUGGGCACCCGGAUCCGCCUGCGCUUCAAGAAGCAAACCAACGAACACGAUAACCAAGCUAGUGAGAAGGCCGUAGACUCGCUUGUGAACUUCGAGACGGUCAAGUACUUUUGCACUGAAGACUACGAGCUGGACAGAUACAUGUCGAGCAUCUUCCUCUACCAGACGUCCCAAUUGUCCACGAGAGGCCUCAUGAACGUUAUUGUGGUGGCUCAACAGCUCAUUCAACAGACCUGCCUGGGCACGUGUCUUCUGAUCUCGGCCCGCAACAUUUACUACGGUGUCAUGACUGUCGGUGACUUUGUCGCUGUUACCGUGUACAUCACGAACAUCUUCAAGCCGCUGGACUCGCUGGGCAACAUCUACAACACCAUCGUCCAGUCGUUUGUGGAUAUAGAAAACCUUGUUGAGCUGCUGCGUAUCCAACCUGAGGUGCAAGAUAAACCAAACGCACCGGCACUGGAGGCUUCCCCGACCGCCAGCACCGUGUCGUUCCACAAUGUGUGUUUCAGAUAUCCGAGCCAGCCAGUAGCUAACGGCCUCAAGGACGUGAGCUUCACCGUGCCGACAGGUCAGACUGUGGCAAUCGUAGGCUCGACUGGUUCCGGCAAGACGACUACCAGUCGACUGCUUUUCCGCUUUUACGACGUGCUGUCGGGUAGAAUUUCCAUCAACGGCCAGGACAUUGCGUCGGUGCGACAGAAAUCUCUCCGCCGCAGCAUUGGCAUCGUGCCACAGGACACAGUCAUGUUCAAUGACUCCAUCCGCUACAAUCUCACGUAUGGACAUCGCCACUGCUCAGAGGAAGAGCUCGUUGCAGCCGUGAAGGUAGCAAACAUCUAUGAGUUCAUCAUGUCGCUGCCAAACAAGUUCGACUCGCAGAUUGGUGAGCGUGGCCUCAAGCUGAGUGGCGGUGAGAAGCAACGCAUCGCCAUUGCACGCCUCGUACUGAAGAAUCCGUCAGUCGUCGUGCUGGAUGAGGCAACUUCAUCGCUCGACACGGUGACCGAAAAGAGCAUCCACCUGGCUCUCAAUGCAGCUUGCAAAGGACGCACUACCAUCAUCAUUGCUCAUCGUCUGUCAACUGUGCGUCACGCGAACAAUAUCAUCGUGCUCGAAAAAGGUCAUAUCGUGGAGACUGGAAGUCACGCCCAAUUACUCGAGCAUGGAGGCCGCUAUCUCCAAUUGUGGACUCAGCAAUCUCGUGAGACGGAGUAA
Phytophthora infestans T30-4 is the source of this 1851-nucleotide messenger RNA. RefSeq names its product ATP-binding Cassette (ABC) Superfamily. The transcript has 7 exons. Gene Ontology annotation, molecular function: ATP hydrolysis activity; ATP binding; ABC-type transporter activity. Lineage: Eukaryota; Oomycota; Peronosporomycetes; Peronosporales; Peronosporaceae. Gene Ontology annotation, biological process: transmembrane transport. The coding region runs from base 1 to 1851 and encodes 616 amino acids. Gene Ontology annotation, cellular component: membrane. The record is from RefSeq and is a predicted model, not a curated record.